CUCUACGUGCCCGUGAGUCCCUCGCGAGACCGACGCACCACAUAAAUCUCGCAGUGAUGGCUGCGCCGCCCGAUACGGAGAGUUUGGAGUCUCGUAUCAAUAGAGCCACAAACCCACUGAACAGAGACACAGACUGGAGCAGCAUCCAUGCCUUCUGUGACCAGCUCAACAAUGAUUUGGAGGGACCUCAGCUGGCCACCAGGCUCCUGGCCCACAAGAUCCAGUCUCCACAGGAGUGGGAGGCCAUGCAAGCCCUGCUGGUUCUGGAGGAGUGUAUGAAAAACUGUGGGAAAAGGUUUCACAGUGAAGUGGGCAAGUUCCGUUUUCUCAAUGAACUCAUCAAAGUAGUUUCUCCAAAGUACCUGGGCGCACGGUCCCCAGAACCAGUAAAAAAGAAGGUUUUGGAGUUGAUCUUUAGCUGGACUUUGGGGUUACCUGACGAGGCCAAGAUCUCAGAUGCCUAUCAGAUGCUGAAGAAACAAGGUAUUAUUAAACAAGACCCAGAGCUGCCACCUGACAAACUGCUGAACCUUCCUCCACCCAGACCCAAGAAUGCCAUUUUUGAGGACGAGGAGAAGUCAAAAAUGCUGUCUCGCCUGUUGAACAGCUCGCACCCUGAGGACCUGAAAGCCGCCAACAAACUCAUCAAGGAAAUGGUCCAAGAGGAUCAGAAGCGAGCAGAGAAGGUGUCAAAGCGGGUGAACGCCAUUCAGGAGGUGAAGGAGAGCGUCGCUCUGCUGACUCAGCUCCUGCAGGACUAUGACAGCACCGCCGACAAUCAGAGCAACGCUGAACUCAUACAGGACCUGUACCAGCGCUGUGAGAAAAUGAGACCUACACUGUUCAGGCUGGCAAGUGACACGGAAGACAACGACGAGGCUCUGGCUGAGAUCCUGCAGGCCAACGACAGCCUGACUCAAGUCAUCAACCAGUACAAACAGCAGGUGAAGGGGGAAAUUGUAAACGGCAACAACGCAUUAAACACACAGAAACAAACAGGAGGAGGGACAGCCCUGCUGGAUCUGUCAGGAUUGGACACAUCACCACAGUCGCCUCCAUCCUUCCCAGAGUUCCCCACUCCAACAGACAGCCUCAACGCCCCCUCGCAAGAGAUGGGCAUCAGUCUCCUCGACGACGAGCUCAUGUCACUCGGUUUAAGUGAAGGAACACACACCUCUAACCCUCCAUCACAGCCAGAGGACUCCACAGCCUGGGACUCCUUCCAGUCCUCUGACAGCAUAGACGCAGACAUCCCAGCAGCACCCAGUCUCCUCCUGAGUCCAGACCCACCCUCCUACUCUCAGCCCCUUUCGUCUGGCUCCACUCCUGGGAACUCGGCCCUGGACGAGCUGGACCUGCUGGGGAAGACACUGAUGCAGCAGUCCCUGCCUCCAGAGGGCCUGCAGGUCAAAUGGGACAAGCAACAGUGCAAGCCAACUCUGAGAGAUCUCCAGAGCAAGUCUGGCUCCAACAUUACCCCAAACCCCAUCCCAACCUUCGCUGCUGAACAACCUGCACCUCUCAACUCUCAGCCCGGCCUCGCAGUCACGUUGCUGGACAUGUCCCCGACUCACACUGAGACUCCUGCAGAAGUCACCCUGACUGAUGUUUUUGUACCGUUAGAAUCUAUUAAGCCCAGUAGUCUGUUACCUGUGACUGUGUUUGACGGACACAGUCUGCGGGUUCUCUUUCACUUUGCUCGCGAGUCGCCUCCGUCUCGUCCUGAUGUGCUGGUGGUGAUCAUCUCCAUGUUGUCAUCGGCGCCUGUCCCCGUCAGCAACAUUAACUUCCAGACUGCAGCUCCAAAGUCUAUGGCAGUGAAGCUGCAGCCUCCAUCAGGAACAGAGCUCCCGGCUUUCAACCCCAUCCUUCCUCCUGCUGCUGUCACGCAGAUCCUGCUGCUGGCAAACCCAAACAAGGAGAAAGUGCAGCUGCAGUACACACUAACCUUCACCAUGGGAGAGCAGGAGCACAGCGAGAGCGGCAGUCUAGAACAGUUUCCUCCUCCAGAGACGUGGGGGAACCUAUAGCAUUUAAACAUCCACAACCUGACAGACUCUCUGCUUUCAGACUCCUUCCUCCUCCAACUCUCCAACUCAACACUCUGCAUACGCCUGUUUUUCCUUUUGUAAACAUUGUACUUUCUUUGAUCGGUAUCGAUUAUUUUCCUCAGAUUACGAUCAUGCUCAGUCAGUGUAAUGUGUGUAUGCUUUGCUCUUAAUGAGUCAUGUGUGUCUAGGUCUAGUCUGCUAUGUGGCUGCUUCAAAACAAACUUGCAACAACUUCUCCAAAAGUUGUUGUCAAAGUCUUGUCAUAUUGUUUAACAAACAGCGCUACGAAGGAAGGAAACUCCAUCAAACGUGCAUAUUUGCUCAUUUGAUGUGCUUGAUGUUUUCAGGCGCAAAGUCUGUUUGAAUCAAUUAUCAGUUGCGUUUACCUUCACCUCUGCAUGCUCUUCCAACAUGGGACACCAUGCUUGCAAAAUCCAGCACACCAAGAGAGAAAGGACAACAUUACAUAGAUGCAGCCCAUCUUGUUUGCGAAACAAAAUAUACUUAAUCAGCGUUUGUGGUGUGUAUUUUCUGAUCACUCAUGAUUUCUUUCGCUACGACCGAGUCCACUUUUGAUUUGCACAGAAUGAUUUUUUUGAUUGUACUGUUUUCUUGUCUUCUUUUCCCCAUCUUGUGUAAAAAAAACAAUAUACUGUAACAUAGUUGCGUAUCAUCUGCCAUAUGUGCCUAUUUUGCAGUUGUAACAAUUAACUUUUUGGUGCGUUUGGAUGGAUUUGUUUUUCUCAUCUGUUACACAUCAGUCAUUAGGUCUGCAGUUCGUCUGCAGCUACAUUAUUAACCUUAAAUUCUUAAUAUAUUCAAAACAUUUUCAGUAGGGUAUACGUUACAUUUUGACUAAUCUUUUCUUUAGCUUGUGAUUUAAGUUAAUAUUUCAGCAUUUAUUGGGUAAAACGGAAUAUCAUGCAAACUGAGACGACCCAGGUGCUCUGAGCACAGACACGCAAGUGUCUCAAACAUGUUCAACUUGUUUCUACAGUCCGUGAUGCAUGUCAGCCACGCUGAACACUUCUUCCUCCCCACAGGCUCUCAUUCACAUUCCGCUGCACUUAUCUCCAAUACGACUGCUUUGUAAAUACCAAUAAUGGCAGUCCUGUUAUGUACAUUUGACUUGUGCAAUGUGCAAGAGCAUAACACUGGUAAAAUAUUCCAAAUGGGUAAUAAAGUUUUUUUCUUGGUGA
Centropristis striata (black sea bass) is the source of this 3250-nucleotide messenger RNA. RefSeq names its product ADP-ribosylation factor-binding protein GGA1-like. NCBI's taxonomy places the organism in Eukaryota, Metazoa, Chordata, Actinopteri, Perciformes, Serranidae. The record is from RefSeq and is a predicted model, not a curated record. Gene Ontology annotation, molecular function: phosphatidylinositol binding; small GTPase binding; ubiquitin binding. Gene Ontology annotation, biological process: vesicle-mediated transport; intracellular protein transport. The coding region runs from base 57 to 2030 and encodes 657 amino acids. The transcript is spliced from 17 exons. Gene Ontology annotation, cellular component: trans-Golgi network.